UUUAAUGGCGUCGCAGGACGACGCAUCUGUGCUCUCUCUCUCUCUCUCACUCUCGAUACAGAGACGGAGGUGGGUGUCGGCGCAGAGAUGGUGGAGGGCGUAUCGGCGGUGCUUUACCGCAGCAUAAAGCGGUACUGGCGGAGGAGACACUACGAGCGGCUCGACGGCUCGGCGUCGUCCCGCCGGAGGGUUCGCUUCACGACGGCGGGCGGGCGGCGGAGGUGGAGGAUCAAGCUGCCGUCGCGAUUCCGAAUCGCUUCCCCCAGGAAGAUCCUCAUGCGCCUCCGCGACGGUUACACCAGGAUGAUGCUCCGUCUCGCCAGCUCCAGCGCCUUCGUCGGCGGCCAGGCCCUCGGUUACAGCGACCCGUUCGGCGCCCCGCCGCUAAAGGAGUACGACGAGAAGGUGAUGGUCGAGAUCUACAAGUCACUCGCCGAGCAGGGAAGGUUCGUCGCCGGCCGGUGACGGCACUCCGAUACUUAACAUUAAAUUCACGUUUGAGCGAAAAGACCCCGAUCUUGAUGUAUCAUCUGUCAUUCAUUUCCGCUCAUCGACAAAGGACCAGAUCAUCGCCGGCGGCAGCAAGGAGGCCGCCUCCAUCAACCGGUGACGUGUUCGAUAGUUUAAGUUCGUGUUAAUCUUUUCUUCUUUUUCCUUCCCUCUCUUGCUGCUGAAGCAAGCAAUCGCUGCUUUCUUGUCGUUCUAUUUGCAAAAUAAGGGCCGAUGAAAUUCCCGCCUCUUCCUCUUCCCUCUGCUCGCGCUCCACCCUCUCGCGAUGGUGCAUAAGAUGCGGAAGGUGAAGGAGAUCGUGCCGUGAGGACGAGUUCCACUACUUGGCCGGAGUCUGCACUACAUUUUCAGUUUUCUUUACAACACCGGCACCUGUCUAAUGUACUUUUUUCUCUUGCUCUUGUGAAUGUCCAUGUCAAAUUUAUUUGACUCGUUAUACUUUUGAUAAACGAUUUCACUUGAUAUUAUUUUUUA
Messenger RNA from Nymphaea colorata (pocket water lily), 984 nucleotides. RefSeq lists its product as uncharacterized. Lineage: Eukaryota; Viridiplantae; Streptophyta; Magnoliopsida; Nymphaeales; Nymphaeaceae. Bases 88 to 465 code for a protein of 125 amino acids. The transcript has 2 exons. The record is from RefSeq and is a predicted model, not a curated record.